GUUAAUCAGAAAUCCAGCACCAUGUCAUACACCGUCGAACAGAGGGCCAAGGCCAACAGCCUGGAGUACCGGCUUUUCUUCAAGAACUGCAAGGGCCAGUAUAUAUCACCAUUUCAUGAUAUCCCCUUGUUUGCAGAUGAAGCAAAGGGUAUAUUCAACAUGGUAGUAGAAGUACCCCGGUGGACCAAUGCCAAAAUGGAGAUCGCCACAAAGGACCCUCUGAAUCCAAUCAAGCAAGAUGUGAAGAAAGGCAAGCUCCGUUAUGUUGCAAACGUAUUCCCUCAUAAAGGUUAUAUCUGGAACUAUGGGGCCUUGCCACAGACAUGGGAAAAUCCAUCUCAUAUUGAUGAGAACACAGGCUUUGGUGGUGAUAAUGACCCAAUUGAUGUCUGUGACAUUGGAAGCAAGGUGUGUGAUAGAGGAGAUGUUAUUAAGGUGAAAAUCCUGGGAACUCUGGCAUUAAUUGAUGAGGGAGAAACAGACUGGAAGAUCAUAGCCAUAAAUGCUGAAGACCCUGAAGCUUCGCAUUACAAUGACAUAGAAGAUGUCAGACGACUGAAACCCAAUUAUCUGGAGUCCACCGUUGACUGGUUCCGACGGUACAAAGUUCCAGAUGGGAAGCCAGAGAACCAGUUUGCCUUUGACGCAGAAUUUAAAAAUAAGGAUUUUGCCAUUAAUAUAAUUAAAAGUACCCAUGAGCACUGGAAGUCACUGGUGACUAAAAGAAUAGAAGGAGGAGAAAUCAAUUGCACUAACGUCACGGUACAAGAUAGCCCUUUCCUCUCCAAGGCAGAAGAAGUGGAAUCCAUUGUGAAGGCAGCGCCUCCUUGUGGACCCCCUAGCCCUGUUGCAGAAGAUGUGGACAAGUGGUACUAUUACCAGAAAAACUAAUUAUUGGGUGAAGACUUAGAGCAAUUACUGCAUGCUUUUAUCCAGUCGCUGGGAUCUGCAGUACAGAGAAGACUCUGGCAAGAAAAUAAAUAUGACUACAGUAACCAAUCCAUGUCAAGUACAAAAUGCCCCCUUCCCCUGGCACUUAGCUUUAUUAUGCAACCCAUUCUGCCACCUCAGGGUCACCCUGGAUAUUAACACCUUUGAGCACCUGCAGCAGAUCUCCCUUAUAAUAGAAAUCUACUUCCAGGAUUACAGUAAUAUUAUUUGGAAUAUUUGUGUUUUUGUGAAAGCAGAUUAGCAGGAUUAAAAUGCAGAUAUCUGCUAAAUUGUUUAACCUCUGUGGAGGUUGCCUUCAUCAAUAGAAUAAAGCUACUUUUGAGGAUAAA
Xenopus tropicalis (tropical clawed frog) is the source of this 1280-nucleotide messenger RNA. It is a transcript of the gene ppa1, whose product is annotated as pyrophosphatase (inorganic) 1. Gene Ontology annotation, cellular component: cytoplasm. The record is from RefSeq and is marked provisional. Gene Ontology annotation, biological process: phosphate-containing compound metabolic process. NCBI's taxonomy places the organism in Eukaryota, Metazoa, Chordata, Amphibia, Anura, Pipidae. Gene Ontology annotation, molecular function: magnesium ion binding; hydrolase activity; inorganic diphosphate phosphatase activity.